Messenger RNA from Acanthisitta chloris (rifleman), 994 nucleotides. RefSeq names its product DEAD (Asp-Glu-Ala-Asp) box polypeptide 4 (gene DDX4). Gene Ontology annotation, molecular function: ATP binding; RNA binding; RNA helicase activity. Gene Ontology annotation, biological process: cell differentiation; gamete generation. The transcript is spliced from 7 exons. The record is from RefSeq and is a predicted model, not a curated record. The annotation marks the transcript as partial. NCBI's taxonomy places the organism in Eukaryota, Metazoa, Chordata, Aves, Passeriformes, Acanthisittidae. Gene Ontology annotation, cellular component: nucleus; P granule.
GUAUGAGCAUGCCUUAUGUGCCCCCUCCUCCGCCUGAUGAUGAACAAAGCAUCUUUGCACAUCACCAAACAGGAGUCAAUUUUCACAAGUACGAUGAGCACUUUGUCCAAGUGUCAGGACCGGACCCUCCAAAUGCCAUAGCGAGUUUUGAAGACAUUGACAUGAAUAGUUUGUUAGCUGUGAACAUUUCCAAGGCCGGCUACUUUAAACCUACUCCAGUCCAGAGAUACAGCAUUCCUAUUAUUUUGGCAGGACGGGAUUUAAUGGCAUGUUCCCAAACAGGAUCUGGAAAAACUGCUGCUUUUCUUGUACCGAUCGUGGCCCAAAUGAUGAGAGAUGGUGUAACUGCCACUAUCAGUAAAGAGCAGCAAGAACCGGAAUGUAUUAUUGUUGCCCCAACUAGAGAACUGAUAAAUCAGAUCUUCCUAGAAGCAAGGAAAUUUGUGUUUGGAACUGGCAUAAGGCCAGUUGUGGUCUAUGGAGGUACCUCGAGAAGCCAUUCAAUCCACCAAGUAAUGCAAGGCUGUAGUAUACUGUGUGCUACUCUGGGAAGGCUUCUAGAACUCAUUCAAAAUAGGACGGUUGGUUUGCAGAAUGUGAAGUACUUGGUGCUGGAUGAAGCAGAUCGCAUGCUCGAUAUGGGCUUCAGCUUAGACAUUAAGAAGCUGAUUACCUUCCCAGACAUGCCCCAAAAAGACAAACGCCAGACAGUCAUGUUUAGUGCCACUUUCCCUGAAGAAGUUCAGAGGCUGGCUGGUGAACUUUUGAAAACUGAUGUUUUAUUUGUUGUUGUUGGAGAUAUGGGUGGAGCUUGCUGUGAUGUUCAGCAAAGGAUUCUUCAGGUUUCGCAGCCUCUGAAGACACAGAAACUGAUAGAAAUUCUACGCAUCACAGGUGAUGAACGAACCAUGGUAUUUGUGAAGACGAAGGUCAAAGCGGACUUCAUUGCCUGCUUUCUUUGUCAGCUAAGCAUACCGGCCACUAGCAUCCACGG